This is a messenger RNA of Olea europaea var. sylvestris, 2706 nucleotides long. RefSeq lists its product as uncharacterized. The coding region runs from base 112 to 2322 and encodes 736 amino acids. The transcript is spliced from 10 exons. The record is from RefSeq and is a predicted model, not a curated record. Lineage: Eukaryota; Viridiplantae; Streptophyta; Magnoliopsida; Lamiales; Oleaceae.
CACCAAAUUGUGAUAACCCGCUUUCUUUUAUGAUGGUGUCUAUCUGAUAAUGCUUUAGCAAUAAGUUCAAUUAUGAACCUAUUUCUUUGUUAAUUGAAAGCAAUAAGCUUGAUGGCUAGAAAGGGAAACCAACAGAAGAAUGGGUUGGAUCGUUGCUGGUCAGAUGGUAAGAAAGGAAUUUCAGAAUCUGAACCUGCAGUGCAAAAUACUGAAGGAAGAAUCAAUGGUAAUAAGAUGGAUGCACCAGGGGAAGAACUUCCAAAUAGUAGCCAUUCAGUCACGCAUCAAACAAUGAGCAUGAAUGAUACAAGUCACAUGCAAGAUGAGAAGAAAAGUAUGAAAAAACCUAAGAAAUCUCAUAGAAGAGCAAACAAAAGCAUGGAUGCAGCACGCAGUGAAAAGCCAGCACCUGAAUUAGGCAAGACCGAUAUGCCUACAGUUGAAGUUUCUGAUGUGAGCGAAAAAAAUGAAACUGACCCAGAGAGUAAUUGCAGCUCUCCGAAUUUGAAUAGUUUUGCUGACUCACGGAAUGAGUUGCGCACAGAAGACAGAAUGGGUCAUGUAGAGUUUACGGAUACUGAGAUUUUUAAGUGGAUGAGGGCUUGUGCUCUUGCCAUAUCAAAGGCAUCUAUUGAAUGGGUGGAGAGGCACAAACCUAUGUUUGUAACUCUCAAAACUAACGUACUUAAGACACGUGACUAUGUUCGAAGGACGAUUGAGCAUGUGCAACCUAUGGUCUCCAGAUGGAUUAUGUAUUUUGGUAAUGCAGUGCUGCUUCUGUUGAUGCUUUGGUUGGACUGUGCUAUCAGAGGCACAGAAUCCUUGCUGCGCAUGGGGACGUCGUCAGUUUUCUCUGUCAUUUGGUUUGGUAUCCUCUCAACAGUUGCAAUGGUCGGAAUGACGAAGUUUCUGAUAAUAUUGGCAAUCACUGCUGUAAUUGGACUGUUCACUGGGUUCACACUUGCAAGUGUGUUUGUUUUCUUUUCUGGAGCGACUUUCUUGUGGUUAUAUGGUAGCUUUUGGACGAGUGGAUUAGUUAUUACUUUCUCAGCAGGAUUGGGUUUCAUACUGAGCCAUGAUCGCAUUGCACUGUUUAUUACAACUGUGUAUUCAAUGUAUUGUACGUGGACAUAUGUUGGAUGGCUCGGUGUGCUUAGUGGCCUGAAUUUAUCAUUUAUUUCAAGUGAUGUUCUUCUAUACGUACUGAGGAAUACUUUAGAACAAAGAAGGCCCGACAUCCAUGCAGACCAAGCAGCUGGAAUGCAAGGUCAACCAUCCUUUUUUCCCCAUGAGUCGACGCAUGCUACAUCCAGUGGAAUUGGUGCUGAUGUACCAGAUGACCAUAAUCCUGGAGUUCCUUCAACUAGUGGAUUUGAUUCUGAAUUGACAUCUGAAGAUGAAGUUGUUAGGUUGUUGAACUGUAAAGAUCAUUAUUCUGCAUUGGGCUUGUCCCGGUUUCAGAAUGUAGAUGCCUCUAUAAUCAAGAGGGAAUACAGGAAAAAGGCAAUGCUUGUCCAUCCAGAUAAAAAUAUGGGAAAUGAAAAGGCUGCAGAAGCCUUCAAGAAACUUCAAAACGCUUAUGAGGUUUUGCUGGAUUCCGUCAAGCGAAAAGAAUAUGAUGAUGAAUUGAAGAGGGAAGAGCUGCUGAAUUUUUUCCGGAAUAUCCAAAAUGGUUCUCAAGAGAAUAAGGGGCGUGGCUUUGCUACCUCUAGUUUUGCUCGCACAGAAGUAGAUGGAGAGGACCCACUUGGGGAGUCGAGAAGAAUUGCAUGCAGGAAGUGCGGUUACUUUCAUGUCUGGGUUCACACCAAUAAACCAAAAUCUAGAGCGAGAUGGUGCCAGGACUGCAAAGAUUUUCAUCAAGCUAAAGACGGGGACGGAUGGGUCGAACAGUCCUCACAGCCUCUCUUAUUUGGUAUACUGCAGAAGGUAGAACCUCCUGCUGUAUAUGUCUGUGCUGAUGGCAAGAUUUACGAUGCAACUGAAUGGUAUAUUUGUCAGGGAAUGAGAUGCCCAGUAAACACUCACAAGCCUAGUUUUCAUGUAAACACUAGCGUUAUGUCAAAGAAUAGCAAUGGGAAGGGAUCAAGUCCGGGACAAAGCAGAGGUGGGAUUCCGACACAUACCAUGGAAGAGGCGAUGACAGAGGAGGAAUUUUUCGAGUGGUUACAAAAUGCUAUGCAAUCUGGCAAGUUUGAAAAUUUUGCUACCAGUGGCAGUACAUCUGAGAGUCCACCUACCCGAAAUCCCCCCAAAACCGGGGCCAGCAAUAGUAGCAGUGCAAGCAGCAAGAGAAAGAAAAAGGGGAAGAAGCAAUGGUGAUCACAUGGUGGUAUGUUUAUGGACCAAAGGGUACACACUACAAGUAUUUAACUAUUACUAAUUGUAUUAACCACCACUUUAUUGUAAUAGUUUGUAAAGCACUUUGCCCAAAUUCUGCUGGUCAUUGAAUUUUGCUCAAGGGUUUUGGUGGAAGUUGGUCAUGAAAUCAAUUACAUAUGGCAUGGCCGGGGGUGUACAAUGGACCAGGUGGGCCAGGACCUCGGUCUGAAUAACGAGCAAACACUCGAAUGAGACAUUUAAAUUCUGGUGAUGCUACUGGUCGGAAUGAACAGAAUCUGAUCAAUAUUUUCUUGAGGAUCUUGUACUUCAAUAUAUAUCUCUGAUUAUGAUACUCGAAUUUUUGAAAGUUGUUUUUGACAAUCA